This is a messenger RNA of Closterium sp. NIES-65, 2496 nucleotides long. NCBI's taxonomy places the organism in Eukaryota, Viridiplantae, Streptophyta, Zygnematophyceae, Desmidiales, Closteriaceae. The record is from the annotation of a GenBank genome assembly.
AUGUCGUGGCUGCGACUUGAUCCCACCCCGCGCGUCGUCCUGCUCGGCACGCACCCCUCGCUGACGUCGGUGGCGGCGGAGUUUCCGAGCCACGUGAGCGUUGAUGCUGACGUGGACACGAAUCUCGAAGGCACGCCGUUGUUGAAUUCCGUCCUUGCGCGCAUCCAAGCCUUCGGCGCAGCAUCGACCGCCUCCGCGUCGCCCCACUGUGACUUAGUCAUGCUAGUGGAUCCGGAUGUGCUCCUUUUUAACGACGUCUUAUUCGCGGCGCGCCGACUCGCGUCGCGAUUUUCCUCCUUCGUCAUGCUCUCUGCUCCCUGGGAUGUUCACACCUUCCGGUUCUCGCUCGACCAACUCCCUCCGCACAUUCACCCUUCGUCCUCCGCAAAAGCCUCCUCAGCCAAAUCUCGCGACAGGUUCCCCACCCACGUUGCUGCGCCCGCCCCGUCAAGCGGCUCUUUCUCCACCCGGCGCCGCCGAUCUGCGCGGCUUUGGGACAGCCCGGAUCAGGCGGACUCUGCCGAGGUCAACGGGGUCAACGAGGUCAACGAGCAGGAGAUACGAGACUACGUCCGACAGCGCGGGCAGCUGAACGUGGCGGCAGGUGCGACCGUCCUCAUGUGGAACCGUCCCGGGGCGCCUCUUCUCCAUCCCAGCGUCGCCAUCCCGCCCUUCUUCCUUGGUCGCGGAAGCUACCUCCGCUGGCUCGUAGCGCGCGCCGCUGGCUCCCUCUCCGUCACCGCCGCCAACGGUACUAACGGUAACGAUGACGAUAACGUCACGGCGCAAGUUGGACGCGCUGCGACGAAGCAGGAGGCGGCUGACGAGGCUGGCGUGCCGGCGGCGGCGUCGCGAGACGGCCCGGAGUCGCGACACGCGGUGGAUGCAACAGAUGCGGUUACGGCGGUGCGCGUAUUCUCCGCGUUGGACGCGCAGCGGGAGGCGCAACUCGCCGUCGAGAAACGUCGCGGCGAAACCGGCGGUAACGUCGCCGAGAAUAGCGCCGGAACUGGCGGCUGGAAGAAGGCCGGAUUCGUUUCGCGACUCGCGCGCUCGAUUUCGCCGCGGCAGGUUCCGCAAAGGCGGAGGCUUCAAGGUGGGGCGGAGAGCGCGCACGGGGGGAGAUCGCACCAAAGCAGCGGAGGGUUACUAUCCGGCGAGUCGUUCUCGUUCGGGCAGGGAUCUCUGUGGCAGCCGCUGCCCGGAAAAAACGCGAAGCGGUGGGAGGUGUACGCGAAUGCGCACAUGGCGCAAAUUCAGCGGCUCGCUGGAGGUUUGAGCGUCGAAGACGGUUCUUUGGGCCACGCGCCGUGGCGACUCGCUCCCUGCUUCGUGCCCGGAGGCGUAGCGAAAGAUGAUUCCCUGACUGCAGCUGCCGCCAAAGCUACACUUUCUGCAAAGAACAGCACUGUUCAGUCAACAAAGGGAAAGAACUCCUUAUCGUUGGAGAAGAAGCAAGCUGAAGCGCGUACAACUGCUCACGUGGCGUUCUGGAGGGGUACUGAGGGCCUGCCGCAUUCGCUGGAGCAGCUGCUGCCGAUCGUUGCGGGCGAGAAGCAAACAGUUAUCUUAUUAGCAGCUUCGUUUGAAGACAGGGAGGCUGCUAUGAACAGUAUUUGCAGAUUGCGCAACGUUGGGUUGGGCAACUACAUUCUGGCCGCUUUGGAUGCCCGCAUGUACGCAUACGCCUUUCUUCAAGGCAUCCCCGUGUUCAUGGACCAGGCAUCAAUUUCAAAUCAGUCCGCGAACGCUGCAUCAUUGAACGACCUGUCAUCUGCUUCCCGAUUGGCUGCAGUCACCCCAGUCCUGAUGAUGCAGAUUCUCCGCCUGGGCUAUUCCGUCCUGUGGGCUGACGUCCACACAAUCUGGUUCUCCAACCCCCUCCCCCACCUCCUCUCCCUAGACUCCAACACUCUAGCCGUGCAAAGCAUGUCAUCCGACAUACAUCAAGCACCCAACUCUGCUCGGACCAUCGGCGCGGGGGUCAUGUUUGCCCGGCCUUCCCACCUGUCUCUCAAGGCGUUGGCUUCGGUGGUGGCUUAUACGGCUGCUGUGCGAGCGGAGGCAGGGGAGGAGGGAGGGAGUGCGGGUGGGAGUGCGGCGGAGGGCGAGGAGGAAGUGGAGGAAGUGGAGGAAUACAGGGCGUUUCACGAUGUGCUGUGUGGCGAGGGCGGCAGACUCAAGGCUGGCAAAGGCUUAUGCCAGUGGAACAAUGGCUUUAAGGUGGUUUUCCUAGAGAGAAGCCUCUUCCCUAUUGGCAGCAUCAAGGGCGUCUGGGAUACUCCUCCGAGCCUGGGAGGCUUGGGCCGGACCUGCGAGAAGCUUGGGUGCAUUGCGGUGCAGAACAGUGGGAUCAGGGGCCGAGCAGCCAGGGCGGAAAGGCUUCACGCACAUGGGCUUACAGCGUAUGAUUCAAUGAGACGUAUGUGCAUUCGUAGCUGGGGGGUGGUGGAGCAGGGAGAGGAGCAGGUGCAGAGACACUUUAUGAGGAGAUGA